ACCGGCAUGUGGCAGUUUUUAAUACAAGAGUGACAGUUGAAACACCAACCGAAUCAGCCAAACUACGCUAAGGAACCAAGCUAAGACAAUAAGCUUGCACGUGCCAAUCUUGUAAAAUCUACCAUCAAUCGCCAUCCAUUACCUCUCAUGGAAAACGAAAGCAACCAAGAAGAUAACGCAGCUGUAAUAUCAAAAUCUGCAUCCACAUUCACUGGUCCCUGUAGCCUUUCGUGGUUGUUGAUUAGGAACGAUCACGUUGCGGCGGCCAAACAUGGCAGGUACACUAUAAUACACGCUAUGCAAGUAACAAGUCAUGCUCCAAACGAUAUUUAUGUCGGCACAAUUGUAAAUUUUAAUAUUCGUGAUGAUAAGGUUACGGGUGAAGUAUUAUCAGGAGCGGAUGAAAUGCAUCUGGUCAACGACGAUAUGAAGGAAUGGGUAGAGAUGGAUCGAGCAAGUAAUUAUUUACUAGUGCAAUACCGACCAGCACCAGAUCAUUUGGUGCACAGAAUUUUGAGCCAAGGCGAUGUGACUCCGGUGACGUUGGGAGAGUCGAAAAUAAGCAACAAGGAUGUUUUUGUUAGGGAUGGCACGAAAAUGUGUCAGGCCCUUGUGUUGACGAAGAACUUCAGCUUGGACGCAAUAGAGAAUGAAUUAUGUAAACUAAAAACAAAAGCAAACGAAGCGAUACGUACCAGCUUUAUACAUAACACCCCCCUUGAAGACGCCACGAAGGAUCCAGAUGACAAUCUGUGGGUUCUUCUACAGUAUAGCUAUACUCUAUCUGACUGUAUUUAUACCAUUGUGAGAUACUCUGAUACCGAAAAUCCACCCUCUAACAUGUACCCAAGCGUGCAGACGUAUCUGAAUUUGAAUUUAACGAUGAUUCAAGCAAUGAUUUUGCACAAAUCACAAAAUCCUUUGGACUUGAUGAAGGCAAUGAAUAUGCUAGCGAAUUCCUGCCAGAUAUCGAUUUAUCCACAAUCUCGGGAUUUAGACUUCCGCAAUGCAGAUCUGGUCAAAUACGAGCACCCCAACUUACAUCCACGCCCAACAUACACUUUUGGUAAGGUCUCCAAAUCGGACAUAGCCAAGUGUGGCAUGGUAAAGAAAUUAAUAGAAAAAGAAGCCAUUGUGAUUUACGAACUACUAGAAAGAAUGGAGACAACCGAAGAAGAAAUGGAUCGUGUGUUGAGGCAACUAACCCGAUUGCGGCAUCGUGUUGGAAUCUAAUUAAAUAUACUCGUACAUGUUUUUGUAGUUGUUAUAUAUAUGUUAGUAUGUAUUAGUUUGAAACGACGAGCUGUUACUUGAAAAGUGAUGUGAACUCAUUUGUCUAGUGAUGUAUGUAUGUUCUUAUUUAUUAAGACUAAUUGAAUUAUAAUUUUAAUAAACUAAAAUUUUUUAAAUUCAUUUAA
Molecule: messenger RNA, 1418 nt
Organism: Anastrepha ludens (Mexican fruit fly)
Lineage: Eukaryota; Metazoa; Arthropoda; Insecta; Diptera; Tephritidae
Gene: Elba3
Product: early boundary activity protein 3
Exons: 3
Coding region: 148-1233 (361 amino acids)
Source: RefSeq, a predicted model, not a curated record